CAUUUGUUCUUUUAAAAAAUAUAAAUUUCAACACGUAUGCUUCGUGUUCACACGUGUCCAAAGGUAAUUUACCGAAUCGCCUUCAGAUUGUUCCCAUUUACAAGCUCACCAAAAAUGGCUGAGAGCGCGUUUACUUCCACAGCACCGCGUAAUUGUAACUAAACCCAAACUUCUGAGAACCUUGGGGCAGCACCUGCUCCCGCGGUUCAAGUCCCCCGUUAGCCGCUGCGCGGCGCUCGGCCUUACGCCCUGACUCUUGGAAGCGGAUCCAGCCCGCCUGCCCCGCGCCGUCGCCGCCGCGUGGCGCACAGUGCUUACGCCACACGUACGCGCCGGACCGCCCUUCCAACGGCGACGGCGCUGCGUCACGGCUUUCAGGCGCUCCGAUCUUGGAGGUGGCUACCGCCGUGGGCCCCGCGCUGGCCUCCCGCGCCCUGGGAGUCCGGUCGGCGUCACGAUGCGGCGCAGCAAGGCCGACGUGGAACGCUACAUCGCCUCGGUACAGGGCUCCGCCGCAACACCCCGAGAGAAGUCAAUGAAGGGAUUCUAUUUUGCAAAACUGUACUAUGAAGCUAAAGAAUAUGAUCUUGCUAAAAAAUACAUAUCUACAUAUAUUAAUGUGCAAGAAAGAGAUCCCAAAGCUCACAGAUUUCUUGGUCUUCUUUAUGAAGUGGAGGAAAACAUAGACAAAGCUGUUGAAUGUUACAAGCGUUCCGUGGAAUUAAACCCAACACAGAAAGAUCUUGUGUUGAAGAUUGCAGAACUGCUUUGUGAAAAUGACAUUACUGAUGGAAGAGCAAAAUAUUGGGUUGAAAGAGCAGCUAAACUUUUCCCAGGAAGUCCUGCAAUUUAUAAACUAAAGGAGCAGCUUUUGGAUUGUAAAGGUGAAGAUGGAUGGAAUAAACUUUUUGACUUGAUUCAGUCAGAACUUUAUGCAAGACCUGAUGAUGUGCAUGUGAACAUCCGACUAGUGGAGCUGUAUCGUUCAAAUAAAAGGUUGAAGGAUGCUGUGGCUCACUGCCAUGAGGCAGGGAAAAAUAUAGCUUUGCACACAAGUUUAGAAUGGAAUUCGUGUGUUAUAAAGACCCUUAAGGAAUAUCUGGAAUCUUUACAGUGUUUGGAGUCUGACAAAAGUAACUGGCAAGCAACCAACAAAGAUUUACUUUUGGCCUAUGCAAAUCUUACGCUUCUUACACUGUCCACUAGAAGUGUGCAAGAAAGUAGAGAAUUACUGGAAAGCUUUGAUAGUGCUCUUCAGUCUGUGAGAUCUUGUGUGGGUGGAAAUGAUGAACUCUCAGCUACUUUCUUAGAGAUGAGAGGACAUUUCUACAUGCAUGCUGGUUCUCUGCUUUUGAAGAUGGGUCAGCACAGUGAUGUGCAGUGGCGUGCUCUCUCUGAGCUGGCGGCAUUGUGUUAUCUCAAAGCUUUUCAGGUUCCAAGACCAAAGAUUAAAUUAGUAAAAGGAGAAGCUGGACAGAAUCUGCUGGAAUUGAUGGCCUAUGAUCGUCUGAGCCAGUCAGGGCACAUGCUGCUAAACUUAAGUCGUGACAAGCAAGAUUUUUUAAAAGAGGUUGUUGAGUCCUUUGCCAACAAAAGUGGGCAGUCUACUCUAUAUGAUGCUCUGUUUUCUAGUCAGUCACCUAAGGAUAGAUCUUUCCUUGCCAGUGAUGAUAUAGGAAACAUUGAUGUGCAGGCACCAGAUACUGAUGAUUUGGCUAGAUAUGAUAUUGGUGCCAUUCGAGCACAUAACGGUAGUCUUCAGCACCUUACCUGGCUUGGCUUACAGUGGAAUUCGUUGCCUACCCUACCUGCAAUUAGAAAGUGGCUAAAACAGCUUUUUCAUCAUUUGCCCCAGGAAACCUCAAGACUUGAAACAAAUGCACCUGAAUCAAUAUGUAUUUUAGAUCUUGAAGUAUUUUUACUUGGAGUUAUAUAUACCAGCCACUUACAAUUAAAGGAGAAAUGUAAUUCUCACUAUAGCUUCUAUCAGCCGCUGUGCUUGCCACUUCCUGUGUGUAAACAGCUGUGUACGGAAAGGCAGAGAUCCUGGUGGGAUGCAGUUUGUAAUCUGGUUCACAGAAAAGCAGUACCUGGAACUUCAGCAAAAUUGCGACUUCUAGUUCAGCAUGAUAUAAAUACUCUAAGGGGCCAAGAAAAACAUGGUCUUCAACCCGCUCUUCUUGUACAUUGGGCAAAAUGCCUUCAGAAAACGGGCAGCGGUCUUAAUUCUUUUUAUGAUCAACGGGAAUAUAUAGGCAGAAGUGUUCAUUAUUGGAAGAAGGUUUUGCCAUUGUUGAAGACAAUCAAAAAGAAGAACAGUAUUCCUGAACCUACAGACCCUCUGUUUAAACAUUUUCAUAGUGCCGACAUUCAGACAUCUGAAAUUGGUGAAUAUGAAGAAGAAGCACAUAUAACAUUUGCUAUCUUGGACGCAGUUAAUGGAAAUAUAGACGAUGCUAUGACUGCUUUUGAAUCUAUAAAGAAUGUUGUUUCUUACUGGAAUCUUGCACUGAUUUUUCACAGAAAAGCAGAAGACAUUGAAAAUGAUGCCCUUUCUCCUGAAGAGCAAGAAGAAUGCAAAAACUAUUUGAGAAAGACCAGGGACUACCUAAUAAAGAUUUUAGAUGACAGUGAUUCAAAUCUUUCAGUGGCCAAGAAAUUACCGGUGUCCCUGGAGUCUGUAAAGGAGAUGCUUAAUUCUGUCAUGCAGGAACUCGAUGACUAUAGCGAAGGAGGUCCUCUUUAUAAAAAUGGUUCUUUGCGAAAUGCAGAUUCAGAAAUAAAGCAUUCUACGCCAUCUCCUACCAAAUACUCCCUAUCACCAAAUAAAAGUUACAAGUAUUCUCCCAAAACACCACCUCGAUGGGCAGAAGAUCAAAAUUCUUUACUGAAAAUGAUCUGUCAACAAGUAGAGGCCAUUAAGAAAGAAAUGCAGGAAUUGAAACUAAAUAGCAGUAACUCAGCAUCCCCACAUCGUUGGCCUACAGAGAAUUAUGGACCAGAUUCAGUGCCUGAUGGAUAUCAGGGGUCACAGACUUUUCAUGGGGCUCCACUAACAGUUGCAACUACUGGCCCUUCAGUAUAUUAUAGUCAGUCACCAGCAUAUAAUUCCCAGUAUCUUCUCAGACCAGCAGCUAAUGUUACUCCCACAAAGGGUCCAGUUUAUGGUAUGAAUAGGCUUCCACCACAGCAGCAUAUUUAUGCCUAUUCACAACAGAUGCACACACCACCUGUGCAAAGCUCAUCUGCUUGUAUGUUCUCACAAGAGAUGUAUGGUCCUCCACUGCGUUUUGAGUCUCCUGCAACAGGAAUUCUAUCACCCAGGGGUGAUGAUUACUUUAAUUACAAUGUUCAGCAGACAAGCACGAACCCACCUUUGCCAGAACCAGGUUAUUUCACAAAACCUCCAGUUGCAGCUCAUGCUUCAAGAUCUGCAGAAUCUAAGGUUAUAGAAUUUGGAAAAACAAACUUUGUUCAGCCAGUACCAGCUGAAGGAAUAAGGCCAUCUUUGACAGCUCCUACACAUGCAACACAGCCAACUCCUUUUAAAUUUAACUCAAAUUUCAAAUCAAAUGAUGGUGAUUUCACAUUUUCCUCACCGCAGAUUGUGACACAGCCCCCUUCUACUGCUUACAAUAAUAGUGAAAGCCUGUUAGGUCUCCUGACUUCAGAUAAACCUUUGCAAGGAGAUGGCUACAGUGGACCAAAAGCUAGCCAAACUGUUGGACCUCGAAAUACAUUCAAUUUUGGAGGCAAAAAUGUGCCUGGAAUUUCAUUUACCGAAAACAUGGGCCCAGGUCAGCAAAAGAAUUCUGGUUUUUGUAGAAGUGAGGAUAUGUUUACUUUUCACAGUCCUGGGAAGUCAGUGUUCGGAGCGCCUGUUCCAGAGCUGGCCAGCAAGAGUCAUGAAGCAGAUGGGGGCAGCACUCACGGUGAUGAUGAUGAUGAUGGCCCUCACUUUGAGCCAGUGGUACCUCUUCCUGAUAAGAUUGAAGUAAAAACUGGUGAAGAGGAUGAGGAAGAAUUAUUUUGCAAUCGUGCAAAAUUGUUUCGUUUUGACACAGAAUCCAAAGAAUGGAAGGAACGUGGAAUUGGCAAUGUAAAAAUACUAAGGCAUAAAACAUCUGGAAAAAUUCGCCUUCUAAUGAGACGAGAGCAGGUAUUGAAAAUCUGUGCAAACCAUUACAUCAGUCCAGAUAUGAAACUGACGCCAAAUGCUGGCUCAGACAGGUCUUUUGUUUGGCACGCUCUGGAUUAUGCGGACGAGUUACCAAAACCAGAACAACUUGCUGUUAGAUUCAAAACACCUGAGGAAGCAGCUCUUUUUAAGUGCAAGUUUGGAGAGGCCCAGGGCAUUUUAAAAGCCUUAGGAGCUAAUGUAGCCCCAACAACAAAUCAGGCUAUGAGAAUUGUAAAAGAACCCACAAGUCGUGAUAGCAAGGAUGUUUGUAAAUCUGAUUCUGGAAAAGUGAAUUUUGAAUUUCAAGUUGCAAAGAAAGAAGGGUCUUGGUGGCAUUGUAACAGCUGCUCAUUAAAGAAUGCUUCAACUGCUAAGAAAUGUGUAUCAUGCCAGAAUCUAAACCCAAGCACUAAAGAGCUCCCUGGCCCACCAUUAGUUGAAACUGUUACUCUUAAAGUUGGCCCAGAAAAUACUCCGGAUAGAUUUGCAUCGGUGACUUCAAAGAAGGAAGGUUGCUGGGAUUGCAGUGUUUGCUUAGUAAGAAAUGAACCUACUGUCUCUAGAUACAUUGCAUGCCAGAAUACAAAGUCUGCUACCAAAAGUGGGUCUUCAUUUGUUCAGCAAGCUUCCUUUAAAUUUGGCCAAGGAGAUCUUCCUAAGACUGUUAACAGUGAUUUUAGAUCCGUCUUUUCUGCAAAGGAAGGACAGUGGGAUUGCAGCGCAUGCCUGGUACAAAAUGAAGGCAGCUCUUCAAAAUGUGUUGUUUGUCAGAAUCCAGGUGAACCAAGCCUGUCUACUUCUGCCAUUCCAGCACCUGCUUCUUUUAAGUUUGGAACUUCAGAGACAAGCAAGACUACAAAGGGUGGAUUUGAAGGUGUUUUCAUCAAGAAGGAAGGACAGUGGGAUUGCAGUUUUUGCUUAGUGGGCAACCAAGCAAGUGCUGCCAUGUGUAUUGCCUGUCAGAAUCCAAGGAAACAAAAUCAGCCUACUUCUGCUGUUCCAGCACCUUCCUCAUCAGAUACAAGCAAAGCUCCCAAGGGUGAAUUUGCAGGAACACUCCCCAAGAAGGAAGGACAGUGGGAUUGUAGUGUUUGCUCUGUGCCAAAUGAGAGUUCUUCCUUAAAAUGUGUGACUUGUGAGGCCUCCAAGCCAACUUACGAACCUACAGCAGAAACUCCUUCAGCUUUCACAUUGGGUUCAAAAACUAAGUUAAAUGACUCUUCUGGAAGUCAGGUGGAAACAGGAUUUAAAAGUAACUUUUCAGAAAAGGCUUUUAAAUUUGGCAGUGCAGAGCAAGGAUUUAAAUUUGGGCAUGUGGAUCAGGAAGAUACACCUUCUUUUACAUUUCAGGGUUCUUCUAAUACAGACUGUAAGUCAGGAAAAGAAGGAUUUAGUUUUUCUAUCCCUGUGUCUGCUGAUGGAUUCAAAUUUGGCAUUCAGGAGCCAGAACAUGAAGAGAAGAGUGAAAAGCCCCUUGAAAAUGACACUGGCCCUCAGGCUCAGAAUGUGGGGAACGAGAAGAGUGGUGCUGGUGUGUUGUUUGGUCAGACUGGGAGCACCUGUACUUUUGCAGAUCUUGCAAAAUCAACUUCAGGAGAAGGAUUUCAGUUUGGGAAAAAAGACCCUAAUUUCAAGGGAUUUUCAGGUGCUGGAGAGAAAUUAUUCUCAUCACAAAGUGGUAAAAUGGCUGAUAAAGCUGACACUUCUGCUGACCUUGAGAAAGAUGAUGAUGCCUAUAAGACUGAGGACAGUGAUGACAUCCAUUUUGAACCCGUAGUCCAAAUGCCUGAAAAAGUGGAACUUGUAACAGGAGAAGAGGAUGAAAAAGUUCUUUAUUCACAGCGGGUAAAACUAUUUAGAUUUGAUGCUGAGGUAAGUCAGUGGAAAGAAAGGGGCUUGGGGAACUUAAAAAUUCUCAAAAAUGAAGUCAACGGCAAACUGAGAAUGCUGAUGCGAAGAGAACAGGUACUGAAAGUUUGUGCCAACCAUUGGAUAACGACUACAAUGAACCUGAAGCCUCUCUCUGGGUCAGAUAGAGCAUGGAUGUGGCUAGCUAGUGACUUUUCUGAUGGUGAUGCCAAACUAGAGCAGCUGGCAGCAAAAUUUAAAACACCAGAGCUGGCUGAAGAAUUCAAGCAGAAAUUUGAGGAAUGCCAGCGACUUCUAUUAGAUAUACCUCUUCAGACCCCCCAUAAACUUGUAGAUACUGGCAGAGCUGCCAAGUUAAUACAGAGAGCUGAAGAAAUGAAGAGUGGACUAAAAGAUUUCAAAACGUUCUUGACAAAUGAUCAAACAAAAGUCACUGAUGAAGAGAGUAAGAGUUCAGACACAGCUGCUGUCUGUGUGUCAGACACAACCUCCAGGCCAAAUCCUGAAGGCACCGGACCCACCUUAGAGUGGGACAACUAUGAUUUAAGGGAGGAAGCUUUGGAUAGUAGCAUGAGCAGUAGCUCGGUACAGGCUUCUCCACGGGCAAGUAGCCCUGUGAGAAAAAAUCUCUUCCGCUUUGGUGAGUCAACAACAGGAUUUAACUUCAGUUUUAAAUCUGCUUUGAGCCCAUCGAAGUCUCCUACCAAGUUGAAUCAGAGUGGGACCUCUGUUGGCACUGAUGAGGAAUCUGAUGUUACUCAGGAAGAAGAGAGAGAUGGACAGUACUUUGAACCAGUUGUACCUUUACCUGACCUAGUUGAAGUGUCCAGUGGUGAGGAAAAUGAACAAGUUGUUUUUAGUCACAGAGCAAAACUCUAUAGGUAUGCUAAAGAUGUUGGUCAGUGGAAAGAAAGAGGCAUUGGUGAUAUAAAGAUUUUACAGAAUUAUGAUAAUAAGCAAGUUCGCAUAGUGAUGAGAAGGGAUCAGGUAUUAAAACUUUGUGCCAAUCACAGAAUAACUCCAGACAUGACUUUGCAAAAUAUGAAAGGGACAGAGAGAGUGUGGGUGUGGACUGCGUGUGAUUUUGCAGAUGGAGAAAGAAAAAUAGAGCAUUUAGCUGUCCGUUUUAAACUGCAGGAUGUUGCAGACUCCUUUAAGAAAAUAUUUGAUGAAGCAAAAACAGCCCAAGAAAAAGAUUUUUUGAUAACCCCGAAUGUUUCUCGUUCGACCCCUCCCAGAGAAUCACCAUGUGGCAAAAUGGCUGUAGCUGUAUUAGAAGAAACCACAAGAGAGAGGUCAGAUUUAAUUCAGGGUGAUGAUGUAGCCCAUGCAAUUUCAGAAGCGGGAGAAGUGGCUGGUGCAUCUGAAACAACAAAAGCAGUGGUUUCUCCUCCAAAGUUUGUGUUUGGCUCAGAGUCUGUUAAAAGCAUUUUCAGUAGUGAGAAAUCAAAACCAUUUGCAUUUGGCAACAGUUCAGCUACGGGGUCUUUGUUUGGAUUUAGUUUUAAUGCACCUUUGAAAAAUAACAACAGUGAAACUAGUCCCAUAGUCCAGAGUAGAUCUGAAGGAAAAGUGGAAGCUAAUAAUUGUGAAGAGUCAAAGAACUCUGAUACCAAACAGUCUUCAGAUGGCAAAGUGAAAAGUCUCUCUGCUUCUUUACCAAAGGAAGAGUCCUCAACUAAUUAUACAUUUAAAACACCAAAAAAGGGAUUUAACUUUAGCCUUUUUAAAUCUAAUCCAAUGGCUUUUUGGACCAGCACCCCUUCCUCACAGCCUGAGAACGAAGCAAAAGAGAAGAAAAUGCCUGCAGAUCCUCCCUCAGAUGAUGAUGUUCUUGUCAUAUAUGAGCUGACCCCUACCCCUGAGCAAAAAGCUCUUGCAAGCAAACUUAGACUUCCCCCAACUUUCUUCUGCUAUAAGAAUAGACCAGAUUAUGUUAGUGAAGAAGAAGAGGAUGAUGAAGAUUUUGAAACAGCUGUCAAGAAACUUAAUGGAAAACUAUACCUGGAUGACUCAGGAAAAUUUCGACCAUCAGAUGAAAAUCUAACAGAUGAGAAAGAAUGUGUUAUUGUUUGGGAAAAGAAACCAACAGUUGAAGAGAAGGCAAGAGCAGAUACGUUAAAGCUUCCGCCUACAUUUUUUUGUGGAGUCUGCAGUGAUACUGAUGAGGACAAUGGAAAUGGGGAAGACUUUCAGUCUGAACUUCAGAAGGUUCAGGAAGCUCAAAAAUCCCGGAAUGAAGAAAUAACUAAUAUGGUGGACAAUAUGUGUUCAGAUGGGAAUAAAGAGGCUGCACCAUUAUGUAGAUCUGAAGAACCUGAUUUUAUUACCAAAUCUGUUAGCUCAUUACCUGUUUCUUCUGGAACUGUGGACAAACCUGUGGAUUUGUCUGCUAGGAAGGAAAAUGAUGCGGAUUCGACAAGCCAAGUGGAAAGCACAACAGUUUCGUUUGGAUUUGGAAGUAACACCAGUCUGUCAUUCGCAGACUUGGCUUCCAGUAAUUCUGGAGAUUUUGCUUUUGGUACCAAAGAUAAAAAUUUCCAGUGGGCAAAUACUGGAGCAACUGUGUUUGGAACACAGUCAACCAGUAAAGUUGGUGAAGAUGAAGAUGGUAGUGAUGAAGAAAUAGUUCAUAAUGAAGAUAUCCAUUUUGAGCCAAUAGUGUCAUUACCAGAGAUAGAAGUAAAGUCUGGAGAAGAAGAUGAAGAAAUUUUAUUUAAAGAGAGAGCCAAACUUUAUAGAUGGGAUCGAGAUGUCAGUCAGUGGAAGGAGCGUGGUGUUGGAGAUAUUAAGAUUCUUUGGCAUACGAUGAAGAAUUACUAUCGGAUCCUAAUGAGAAGAGACCAGGUCUUUAAAGUGUGUGCAAACCAUGUUAUUACCAAAACAAUGGAAUUAAAACCCUUAAAUGUUUCCAACAAUGCUUUAGUUUGGACUGCCUCAGAUUAUGCUGAUGGAGAAGCCAGAGUGGAACAGCUUGCAGUGAGAUUUAAAACUAAAGAAAUGGCUGAUUGUUUUAAGAAAAAAUUUGAAGAAUGUCAACAGAAUUUACUGAAGCUGCAAAGAGGACAGGUGUCCCUGACAGCAGAGUUCUCAAAGGAGACCAAUCCUGUAGUGUUCUUUGAUGUUUGCGCAGAUGGUGAACCUCUAGGACGUAUAACCAUGGAGUUAUUUUCAAAUAUUGUUCCUCAAACUGCUGAGAAUUUCAGAGCGCUCUGCACUGGAGAGAAAGGCUUUGGUUUCAAGAACUCCAUUUUUCAUAGAGUAAUUCCAGAUUUUGUUUGCCAAGGGGGAGAUAUUACCAAACAUGAUGGAACAGGAGGACGAUCCAUUUAUGGAGAUAAAUUCGAAGAUGAAAAUUUUGAUGUGAAACAUACUGGUCCUGGCUUGCUAUCGAUGGCGAAUCGAGGCCGGGAUACCAAUAAUUCUCAAUUUUUUAUAACACUGAAAAAAGCAGAACAUUUAGACUUUAAGCAUGUAGUAUUUGGAUUUGUUAAGGAUGGCAUGGAUACUGUGAAAAAGAUUGAAUCAUUUGGUUCUCCUAAGGGGUCUGUUAGUCGAAGAAUUAGCAUCACAGAAUGCGGACAGAUGUAAAAUACUGUUUUUAAUAGUAAAACCUGUAUAAAUAGUUGAAUUGAAGCUUACCUGUUAUGAAAAUAUGGUAAUUAUGUUCAGCUUUUGAAAAUGGACAUUUCCAAUGUAUAAAUGUAAAAUUGCAGCUUAUAGCUGUUGUCACUUUUUAAUGUGUUACAAUUGACUUUGCAUGGUGUGAAAUAAAAGUUUAAACACUGGUGUAUUUCAGGUGUACUUGUGUUUAUGUACUCCUGACAUAUCUGUAUUAAAAUGGAAUAAUACUAAUCUUGUUAAAAGCAAUAGACCUUCUCAAACUAUUGAAGGAAUAUGAUAUAUGCAAUUUAAUUUUAAUUCCUUUUAAGGUAUUGGACUUACUGCAUGGAUUACUUAUUGUUUAAAUAAAGGGACCACAACUUGGAUAUGUUUAUUUUAGAUUGGAAAUAUAUUUGGUAAAAAUUUUAAUUAUUGGUGUGCUCAUUUAUGCAUAGAGACUCACUUCCAAAUGGGUAGAGCCACAGAAGGGUAGGGACUUAACCAAAGUGCUCUUCUAUAAUCCUUGCACCUCCUGUAUAGUUAAAUUAACUUUUAAGUAGAGUAGUACCUUCUUUUCUUAAAAUGGUAUGUAGCGUCCUGUGCCCUUUCAAAGGUAUUAAAUUAAUUUUUACAUUUUAAACAAGUUGACUGUUUCUUUUUUUUUUAAAUAAUUUUUCUGUCACCUGUUUCUGCUACCUCAAGCUGCAGUUGGUUCUGAUAGAACUUGAAUUUCUCCUUGCAGUUAUUGUGAUAAAGUAUGAAUAUUUUUAAAAGGUCUAUACUGUGUUCUUUGGUUAAAGAUUUACUUUAUACUAGAUUGUUGCAGUACCUUUUUCUGGUGAAUUUUGUAGCAAAAAUAAAGUGACAAUUGUUAACAGCCAUGACAUUUAAAAAACUCA
Messenger RNA from Manis pentadactyla (Chinese pangolin), 10551 nucleotides. RefSeq names its product E3 SUMO-protein ligase RanBP2. The record is from RefSeq and is a predicted model, not a curated record. Gene Ontology annotation, biological process: protein peptidyl-prolyl isomerization; protein folding; NLS-bearing protein import into nucleus. Bases 458 to 9640 code for a protein of 3060 amino acids. The transcript is spliced from 30 exons. Gene Ontology annotation, cellular component: nuclear pore; cytoplasm. Lineage: Eukaryota; Metazoa; Chordata; Mammalia; Pholidota; Manidae. Gene Ontology annotation, molecular function: protein binding; GTPase activator activity; peptidyl-prolyl cis-trans isomerase activity.